Lymnaea stagnalis (great pond snail) is the source of this 8062-nucleotide messenger RNA. The record is from the annotation of a GenBank genome assembly. Lineage: Eukaryota; Metazoa; Mollusca; Gastropoda; Lymnaeidae.
AUCGUAACCGUUUAUGAUUUUCGCCUCUGUUUGGCUAUCCAUCGUAUUAACGCAGGAAAGGGGGAUUAUUCUUGAACACUUUCAUUGAACAAAAUCUACAUAAGAGAAAAAUGAAGAUUUUGGUUAGUUGUUAAUAUUAUCAACAUAUAAUAUAUGGUACUUAUAUAAUAUAUAUGCAUAGUCGUAGUAAUAAGUAACAGUACGGUACUAGUACGUAAUACUCAACUCUAUUAAUGACCUAAUAAACUAAUUUUUAAGAAUAAGCCUACUCGAGGCUACUCGCUACUCAUAAUAAUUAUUUCUGAAUGAAGUGAAUGAAUUGGUAGUGUUUGAGUUUGUGUUGUUAACUAGUGUUAUAAGACGACUAACUAACGCACAUAUUCUGGUGAAGGUCUGAGAUUACUCUCUUAUGACCCCGGCUAGUAAAUUGGCUAUCAACUCCAUCUGUUGAGCUGAGCCAUACAACAUGUCCCUCACAAAGGAUCCUCCAACCGCCCUGGCUUCCCCUGGGAGAUCUAGUGCGGGACACUCCGUCAACAGAUGUUCUAAGGUCUCCGGGGCCAGGCUGCAGUGCCGGCAGGUAGGAUCUCUGUUGUUGUCCAACCUCCAGAAAUAUGUGCGCAGGGGGCAGUGCUCGGUGCGCAUCUGCGUUACUAAACUCUGCACUCUACGACCUAACCCCCACCAUGGGUCUUGUUUGCUAGGAGUAGGCAAGUUCGAAUAGACGCCUCUGGCGGUCGUGUUGUCAGCCCAUUGCCUGUACCACUUCUGCCUGAAGUGGUCCGCCAGCCAGUUUUUGACUCCCAAGAAAGUCAUUGGUACUUCUGGCUGAGGCUGGGCAGCCCCGGUUUUCGCCAGAGUGUCAGCUAUCUCAUUGCCACUGAUGUUGACGUGCCCUGGUAUCCAUUGCAUUUCAACCUUGCACCCUAUUUCAUCAAGUCUGCAUAUGUCGUUGUGAAUGACGUCGACCAAGCUUGUGGUACCCUGUCUCUUCUCCAAGAUCUCAAGAGCGGAUCUUGAGUCUGAGAAGACGACAAUAUCGAGCCCCGCAUGCUCCGUCCCUUCCAGAGUGACACGGACUCUCUCCAAGGCCUUGUGCAUAGCUAUAAGCUCCGCGUCGAAGUUUGACGCUGUAGUCCCACAAGGCCCGGAGAGUUUUUCAUCGGGCGGUCCACCUACUGGGUACUGAAUAAGCGCACCGUACCCAGCAGUUUUUUUCCUAAAGUCAGCAGAGCCGUCCGUGAACACUUUCACAGGUAUGUGCGUGAACACAUCCAUGGUCUCAAGGGCAGCCACUCUCUGUACAUGUUCAGGGCUUCGUUUCGUCACUGCUGCAUCUGUCAAGGCCAAAUGUAUGGAGGGGCGUGAGGGUUCCGCAUAAGGCGGAUUAACUGGGAUUUGGGUCAGGCGUUCUCUAUUUGGGGGCAGGGGGACUGUCCUCUCCAGCUCCACGACCUGGUGCAUGAAAGAGGACCUCUUUAGUCUCCUGCCACCCACCCAGUUAUUUUGCAUUUGAAAGGCUGGUUCAUUUUCACCGAGCCGUCGGUACCUCUCUACGGUAUUUAAGAUGGAUUUUUCCCUUCUAAUUUGUAGUGGUUCUACAUUGGCCAAGACUUCUACAGCAGCUGUGGGAGUAGUCCUGUAUGCGCCACAGAUGAAUCUCAGUGCCUGAUUCUGGAUUCGGCCCAGUUUUUCCAAUGCGGUCUUGCUUGCAAAGGAUUGGACCGGCAUACUGUAGUCCAUCACCGACCUUACACUGCUUAGAAAGAGAGCUCUAAGCGUACUUGCGUUCGCGCCCCAACUUGUGCAAGCCAAUUUUUUCACCAGGUUAAGCUUGGCGGUCGCCUGGGAGCAGAGGUCCUGUACAAAAUUGUGCAUUUGUACCUUUUGGUCCAGCUUAACUCCCAAGUAGACCGGUUGUUUGUCCCACUUUAGUGCUACAUCGCCCACCUUGAGCUCGAUCUCCUGUUUGAGAAUGGUCCGCCCAUUUGUGAAGAGUGAGUAGACCGUCUUCUCGGUGUUAAUUUCCUGAUGCCACCGCCGCAAGCAACGACUACUAUAAAGGCGGCAAUGUCUUCCGAGUCCAAGGUAUUAUAUGUCUAAUUUAAUUAUGAUAUAAGUUUUUUCUAUUGUUUAUUUUCUUGAAAGGUGGGGGGAGAGACUUGAGAGACUCUAAGGAGGUCUGCCCCCCUCCCCUCCACCUGAAAAUAAUAAUGUUGAAAAGUCCAGUGAAAUUGCGAGAUUAUAGAAAUGAAUAGCAUGGGUAUGCCAUAUGGCAUAUGGGUAAUUCUUAUUUAUUCUUUCAACCAAUCAAAAUGCAGCAUCAUCAAUGUUAGAGUCUUUUACUUUUGCUCUUGGUCUUGGGGUAUUGGCAAGGAUAAUUUUAUUUUUUAAAAUUUCAUUUGAACCUUGUAAAGUGAAUUUUUAUAAAAAUGAAGGGAAAUUUUCAUUUUGAUAAAUAUAUUUCCUAUUAACAUUAUCGGGUAUGAGAAUUAAUUUAUGAUGUGAAUAAUGGCUAACGCUCAGUGAAAAAUUGGAAAGUAUCAUACAAACUGUUCAUGUCCAACUAUUGGUCUUUUUACACUAAGUCCAGUGUUGGGAUACCCCAAAGUAACAUCAGUGCACUUAAGUGAGGCAACUCUGCCAAAACCCAUACCUCUAACUAAAUCUUUUACAUGUGACGUCAGUUUUUGAUCGCCCAUUAGCUGAUAAUAAUAACUUGCUAAUUAAAUAAGAACAUUUGGCUUAAUUAAUAAUAUGCACUGAUUUAGUCCAAUGUUAAAAGAUAAAUCAUUUAAUUUUAAUUGAAAACAUAUUUUAUUCAAUUAAGUUAACAAGACCUUUUUUAGUCUGACACUGACAGACUAAGAACUCAUACUUCCAUUUAAAUCCUUACAAUUGAAACUUAUCUUUAAUUUUAAAAGAACUUUGAUCCCCUGUGCACUUCCAAACUUAAUUAAUGAAAAUAUAAUUCUCAAGAAUUCAGGUACGCUAAAAAAAAAGGUUUCAAACCUUCAUUACUUUUUUCGACCCACCAUAUUUUGUUCCUAAUUGGUUGUGGAUAUCUUAAAUGUGUCAUUAUUAACCUUUCAAAACUGAUAUUUAUGCACUUACAAAUAUAAAUGUUGGGGGUGAAAUUUGAGUUCACUAUCUUUUUUUCAGAAUUUAGUUUAACUGUUUUGUUCAAUAUGUUAUUUUUAAUUUGGUUGCUUUUCAGAAUUUAGUUUAACUGUUUUGUUCAAUAUGUUAUUUUUAAUUUGGUUGCUUUUCCAGAAGGCGACCCUUGUAGUGAAGUCAUUAGGAAGUAUUUCAAACGUUUAUGUCUAUCAUAUACCUUUUUUUUUUCCAUUCUGUUUAGGAAAGGAGUUGAUAUAAAGAAACAAAAGCAUGGCACAAGUCAUUUAAAAUGUUUUUUUUUGUAAUGACAUAUAAGUAAUUAGUGUGGUUUCUAACAGUUCUAUGUAAGAAUGCCAUCAGUAGUUAAUGGAUUUGGAAAAGUAAGUGUUAUUACACUGGCUAUUGGCAUUUUUAUAGGUAUUUCUGUAUCAAACAUAUUUCGUUUUACAACAUCACCAAGAAAUUCACUAUCGGGAUACAUUCCUGUGGAUCCUCACAGUCAUGGGGAGAACGAUGAUGUCAGUGGACCAGAUAAUUCUCUCAGUUGGCAUGAUGAACAUUCUCACAGCCAUGCCAGUAAGACAUUUUUUUUCAAAUAAUUUUCAGACUUAGUUAAAGUAUGUUUCAUUGAAUUUUAUCCUAAAAAUUUCCCCUAUUAUUCUGCUUUCAGAAGCUGCUUUUUACUCUAAAAUAAACUACUUUAAUCUGCAAUUCCAUGUCAGAAAAAAAUUAGUAUAAUUUUUAACUUCAUUUUCCUCUAAACUUAAACAGCAAAGAUUAUGUUGUGUUAUAGUAUUAGCUUAAAUAAUGAUGAUUUCAUUAAUUUAAAUAAUUUUAUAAGUACUCUAUUUGUUGUACUCAUUCUUAAUCAUUUUAAUGAUAAUUGAGAAUGCAUUUACGUGUAUUUUUCAUUACUGAACUCGAAAUACUUGAAUAUACAUAUUGCAUUAUAAAUAGGCAUUCAGAGAAUAAAUAAUUCAGUUAGAUUUAUUCUGCAUGAAUGUGCAUCCAUCUGACAAAUCACAUAAGAGCCAGUCUAAUAUAGUAUGUUAUGAGUUAACUUUAUCAAAUUUAAUGGACAUUAACCAGCCUCUGAUUUUGUUACAUAGAUGAGAACAAUUCUGUUGCCCGAUACCUGUAUAAAAAGGUGCGAGUACUGUGUUGGGUCAUGACGAACCCUAACAACAUUCAGACAAAAGCAAGACACGUGAAAGCUACUUGGGGGAAAAGGUGCAAUAUUCUGCUCUUCAUGAGUUCUAAAUCAGACUGGGAGUUGCCAGCUGUUGCACUAAAUGUUGCGGUAAGAAGUUAAACAUUUUAUAGUAAUAAGCAAUGGUCCCUCUUAUUUAUCUGAGGCUGUGUGUGCAAUAUAUCUUUUGAAAAGCCACAAUAAUAAUACAAUUUUAAAAAUGCAUCAAUGUUGUAAAUUGUAUCUGCGUGUGCAGGAGUUACAGAUUGAGCACAGCUGAGAGAGAAUAUUGAUCCCUUCCAACUUCGUUAUUUAUUUAUUGACACUGUUAUAAGGUGUUGCAAAUUUACUCUGAUUUAAGAUUUGACAUGUUAGAUGAACAAAAUGUAAAAAGGGGCUGAAAAUCAGCAUAGAAAGAAAAACGAUACCAAAGCUAGUCAUUUUAAAAGUAAUCCAUUUUAAGUUGAUAUCAAAAUGCAAAAGCAAAUAUACAGACGUGAAAAAAUAUAAUACUAGAAAGGUAAAAUAUUAAUACCCAUACAAACAGUGAAAAAUUCGUGUAAGUCUGCCUGUCACAGUUGACCGUCAUAUUUAUAGUCUGGGAGUCAGAACGCAACAGAAUAGAAAGUCUCUAAAUUCAGUCAUAAGGGAGUAUUUUCUACCUCUAUGUGGACCUUCUGGAAAUUGUAAACAAACUUUCUCAAUCAACUGCCAUGGGGGAAAAGAGAGGCAGCACGUAUCACAGAGUUAAUUGGUGAUGUCAUUAACAAAAAUAAAGUGGGAGGUAAGGGAUGCAUGCCACCGCUCGACACUAUUCAGGUUAAACAAAACCAUGUCAACACAAAGGCUAUAACAAACACUAUACACAAUGUACUUGCAUUUGGUUCUUCAUUAAACUUCAUUAUUUAAACCCAUGUUCUGGUUCUUCUAAGUUACUAAGGUUCAUGAUUGAAUGAUAUUAAAAAAAAUUCUGGAAUAUUUAGAGAUUCUAUCGAUAUUGUUUGUUGCUUAGAUAUGUUAUUUUCUUAUUGAAAUUAAUUUUGUUCACGUUUUUAUGGCUAGCAAUUUUCAUGAAAUAUGUUAAUUAUAUUCUUUUUUUAUUCUCUGCUUUGCAGAAUUAAACACUUUGUACUGAAAAUUUAUUGUCUUAAAUAACAAAACCAAAUUUUUUCAGGAAGGUCGAGAUCACCUGUGGGCUAAAACCAAAGCAGCAUUUAAAUAUAUUUAUUCCCAACACUUAAAUGACGCUGACUGGUUUGUGAAGUCGGAUGAUGAUACAUACAUUGUUGUUGAGAAUCUACGGUAUUUCCUCCAGAAUAAAUUACCCUCAGAACCCGUCUUCUACGGGCGAAGGUUUAAGCCUAUGGUCAAGCAGGGCUACAUGAGUGGUGGUGCAGGGUAUGUUCUCAGCAAGGAAGCCCUUUCAAGAGUAGUAACACAAGGGCUGGACAAUCCUGAGAAGUGUCGAAGUGACAAUGGAGGAGCUGAAGAUCUAGAAAUGGGCAAGUGUCUUGAAAAUGUUGGCGUCUUGGCAGGAGACACGAGAGAUGAACUUGGCAGAGAGAGGUUCCAUCCCUUUAUACCUGAGCAUCAUCUCAUCCCUGAUAUACUACCAAAAGAAAUGUGGUAUUGGUCCUAUAAUUUUUACCCAGCAAAGCAGGUAAGAAAUAUAUUCCAUGUUUGACAAUUAUAUAUUAUAGGGUGUAGCUGUCCCUACCGCUAUGACACAGGGCAGAUGUGUUCCUAAUUUGCAUUAUGAUCUAGUUUCAGAAUUUUCAGAACCUUUAGAUCUUACUUUUUUCUAGUAGAAUUUAAUAACUUCCUUUAAAUUUGUUAGAAAUUCUAAUGUAUUAUUAAACUUUGCCAUUGAUCCAAUAUUUGAUUGAAUUUGAAGAGUGAAUUUUAAAAAGGGUCAGACCUCCCACCCACAAAAGUCUAACUUUAGUGACAAGAUACUUCAGAAAAGAAUUUUGUUUUCAAGUAAGCAGUGACUAAGUUAACUUUUGAUUGAUUUCAGGGUCAAGAAUGUUGCAGUGACUAUUCCAUCACAUUUCAUUACAUCACCCCUAAUAUGAUGUAUGUGCUAGAGUAUCUCAUAUACCACCUGAAACCGUAUGGGAUAAACACAGUAAUCCAUCAGGAGCUGUCGAGUCCUGCAGCAAACUUAGAUAAACCUAACAGUGAAAACAAUAAUCCAGUUCUCGUUCAACAACAAGAUGACAGCAUUGUUAAUGACAUCAUAAAAAAGUCGGAUGAUAGGGAAUUAAAUACAUAUAGCUUAGAAAAAGUCAAAGAACAAAGUGAGAAUGACUUGGAAAAUAUGGUAGACAAUGGUGAAGGAUGAAGCCAAAUCAAAUAAGGUGAGGCACAUCUAUGUACUCAUGUUCUCCGGGUGCCCACAUCUAUGUACUCGGGGUGCCCACAUCUAUGUACUCAUGUACUCGGGGUGCCCACAUCUAUGUACUCAUGUACUCGGGGUGCCCACAUCUAUGUACUCAUGUUCUCGGGUGUCCUCCUCAACUGCCCUUUGUCACCAGUAAAUGUCUGGUAAUCAAGCCAAGUUUUAAAAAUCUAGUAUUUGGCUAUGUACAGUUUGAAGUGUUAACUCCCAAAUUUUUGCUUAAGGGUUUCAAUAAUUUUAUGCGGAUUUAAAGCUGUUAAUAAUAUUAUAAUUAUACUAAAAACUGAAUGAGCAUGCUUUACUAUUAAUUUCACAUGUAGCUAAUCAAAAUGAUACACAGACUAAGUUUGAAUUGUACUUUUAACAAUGAAUGUUGUUAAGUUUUAAAAUAUGCACUAGGCUUUAAUCUGCUUAUAUAAUUCACACUGUAUGUCUGAAACUAAUUGUAAGAAAGACCACCGUUGUAACAUGUUUUGCAUUUAGUGAAAAUGCAGUUGAGCACCCUUUAAAAUUAUUGACAGUCUAAUGCAAUGUUUCGCUCAAUACAGCACAGAAUACAAAUGUCAACAAGAAUGAAUCAGCUGAAGAGAUUCAUGUGCCACAUGCAGCAGAUAAUCAAAACAAGCUCACGAAAUUGUGGAGCAUGCAAAAGUACAUUAAGCAUUUUCAUGUCACAAAUACUUGCCAUGUGCAGCAGAUAAUCAAAACAAGCUCACGAAAUUGUGGAGAAUGCAAAAGUACAUUACCGUAAGCAUUUUUAUGUCACAAAUACUUCUGAAUAUAAGAUUCAAGAUGUAGGCCUAGAAAGCGGUCUGCUUUAUGCGUUAAGCCCAUCUAUCUGCUAAGUGGUGGCAGUUUUAAGUCCUUUCAAUGGAUGUUAUUUGUUUUAAAAACAAUGUUGACAUUUGUUUUAAUUCUACUAAUUAUUUGAUAAUGCAUGAAUAUACUCCCCUGAACAUGUCUUAAGUCAAUGCUAAAGUAACAACAUGAACAUUUUUGCACCUCACCAAAAACAUUUACAUGAAAAAUCAUUCAAUCUAAAGACAUUAUCUUUGAGGACAGUAAAUCUGUAUUUAACCUCAAAUCUCAGGUCAUUUGUGAAAAUUAAGUAAAUAAGCGCAUUUUUAUCCAAAAAGUUUGUGAAAAUGAAUGUCUUUUUUUUUUAGGAGUCAUAGGUAGAUACCUUUGUCUCUUAGUGUGUUGAUAAUUGUGAACUUUUAUGUAUUGCUGAAAUGUACAAUAUUCAAUAAUAAAAACAUUUUGUCAUUUUCUACAGGUAAAAUAUGUCAUAAUUCCCUGAAUAAGUAAUGUAUGCCAGAAAUAUUACAAAUUAAAAGGAAAUAGCUAAUUCUAGG